AUGGAGGAAAUUAUAGAAAACCUGAAUGAAGUAUUGAACGCAUUAUCAAUCGAUACGGAAACCAAGCAAUGUAAACAUCCAGCAUUCAUCGACAAAGCUUGCACAUGGUGCAAGAAAACCAAGGACGAAUGUGACAAUCCUAACACCAUACAACUCCGCUACCUCGAUCCCGAUUUUUCCGUCACUGAACAAGUGAUUACUCGGCUUCGAGACCUCGAUUUCGACACCCUCGUCAAACAAAAGAAGCUCCGUUUAGUUCUUGACUUGGAUAACACGUUAAUACACGCGUCGAACGUCGAACAAACCCUAGAUAAGGAAGAAGAUGAUGUGUACGAGAUUUUAUGGGGUAUGUAUUUGAUCAAGUUAAGGCCUGGAACCAUUGAUUUUCUCGAAAAGGCGAGUACGAUGUUCGACAUAUCGAUUUACACCAUGGCUCAGAAAAUCUAUGCGAAAGCGGUGGUUAAGUUGCUUGAAUCGAAGAUGAGUGAUGAGAAUUUUAGGUUUUCGAGGGUGGUUUGUCAAGGCCAGUAUACUAAGUCGGAUCGAAAGGGGCUUGAUAUUGAGUUGUCUCAUGAACGUGUGGUUUUGAUUGUGGAUGAUUGUCAAGAGGUUUGGGGUGAUGAAUAUAAGGCUAAUUUAAUUAAAAUUAAACCUUAUGUAUUUUUCAAUCAUAAGUGUCCUCUAGAGAAUAAUAAUGAUGAAGAUGAAGAACUUGCUAGGGUUUUGGAUGUUCUAAAGACGGUACAUAAUGUGUUUUAUGAUGAGAAUAAGGAAAUUGAUUAUGUUAGUAAGGAUGUUAGGGAAGUGCUUCAGAACAUCCAGCAUCGGUUCGAUGAUUGA
Spinacia oleracea (spinach) is the source of this 840-nucleotide messenger RNA. Its product is annotated as RNA polymerase II C-terminal domain phosphatase-like 4. NCBI's taxonomy places the organism in Eukaryota, Viridiplantae, Streptophyta, Magnoliopsida, Caryophyllales, Amaranthaceae. Bases 1 to 840 code for a protein of 279 amino acids. Gene Ontology annotation, molecular function: RNA polymerase II CTD heptapeptide repeat phosphatase activity. The record is from RefSeq and is a predicted model, not a curated record. The transcript has a single exon.